AUGUCUGAUUCAGAAAUCGAUCUUCCAAAGGAUGCUGCUGCUUAUCUUAAGAAAUUGCAGGAGAGACCACUUGUGAUCCCUGAAAUUGAUUUCACUGUUUACGAAAUUGGUGAUGGUAAUAGGGUUUCUACCCUGGAACGAUAUUGCAAAGACGUUCAAGCUCCCGCUGUUCAAAAACCAACACCUGAAGAAUUCUUUUCAGAAGCAGAUCCUUCCAAACCCGAUAUCGCAUUUUUGAAGAAUCAUUUUUAUCGUGAAGGAAGAAUCACAGAAGAACAAGCUUUGUUUAUCAUUAACAAAGGGACUGAAAUAUUAAAGCAAGAACCAAAUUUACUAGAAGUUGAUGCUCCAAUAACCGUCUGUGGUGAUAUUCAUGGUCAAUACUAUGAUUUGAUGAAAUUAUUUGAAGUUGGCGGUAAUCCUGCCGAAACACGCUACCUCUUCCUCGGUGAUUAUGUUGAUAGAGGUUAUUUUUCCAUCGAGGUAUAUGAGGCAUGCAUGGAAUCAUUUUGCGCUCUUCCGCUCGCCGCCAUAAUGAAUAAACAAUUUCUUUGUAUUCAUGGUGGUUUAUCACCAGAUUUGGUUACUUUAGAUGAUUUGCGUUCUAUUAAUAGAUUUAGAGAACCUCCAACAAAUGGGUUAAUGUGUGACUUAUUGUGGGCUGAUCCAUUAGAAGAAUUUGGACAAGAAAAAACAAAUGAAGGUUUUAUACAUAAUCAUGUUAGAGGAUGUUCUUAUUUCUUUAGUUAUCUGGCAGCCUGCAACUUUUUAGAAAAAAACGGAUUAUUGUCUAUAAUCCGUGCUCAUGAAGCUCAAGAUGCGGGAUAUCGAAUGUACCGAAAAACGAAAUCUACCGGUUUUCCCUCUGUCAUGACAAUUUUUUCAGCUCCUAAUUAUUUAGAUGUAUAUAAUAAUAAAGCUGCCGUAUUGAAAUAUGAAAACAAUGUUAUGAACAUUCGUCAGUUUAAUUGUACACCUCAUCCAUAUUGGUUACCCAAUUUCAUGGAUGUUUUUACCUGGUCUCUACCUUUUGUUGGUGAAAAAAUCACAGACAUGUUGCUCGUCAUUUUAAAUAUUUGUAGUAAAGAAGAAUUAGAUGAUGAAGAUCUUAUAUCAGAGCCUAGAACUCCAGAACAACAGCAACCUGUUGCUACUACCGCCGCCGCCGCCGCUGCUGAUACUACUGAAAGACGUCAGGUUAUCAAAAAUAAAAUUUUAGCAGUUGGUAAAAUGGCCAGAGUUUUCUCAGUUCUAAGAGAGGAAUCCGAACGUGUAAUGGAAUUAAAGACCGUAACAGGUACUGGUAAAUUACCAUACGGUACAUUGGCUUUAGGUGCUGAGGGUAUUAAAAAAGCUAUAAAUUCAUUUGAAGAAGCGCGUCGAUCAGAUAUAGAAAAUGAACGAUUACCACCUACUCGAGAAGAGACAGAUGCAGCAGAACAAUUAAAAACACAAGCAGCAAUCGCUGCAGCUGUAGAAGAAGUUAAUAAUGAUCAAGAGCUUGCUGAAGUCGCGGAUGUAUUUGUUAAAGAAGAUGAGAAAAGAAGAAGUUUAAAAGAAAUAGUUUUUGCUAGUGCCUAG
Messenger RNA from Entrophospora sp. SA101, 1581 nucleotides. The record is from the annotation of a GenBank genome assembly. NCBI's taxonomy places the organism in Eukaryota, Fungi, Glomeromycota, Glomeromycetes, Entrophosporales, Entrophosporaceae.